Anopheles nili is the source of this 1530-nucleotide messenger RNA. RefSeq names its product probable cytochrome P450 6a14. NCBI's taxonomy places the organism in Eukaryota, Metazoa, Arthropoda, Insecta, Diptera, Culicidae. The record is from RefSeq and is a predicted model, not a curated record. Gene Ontology annotation, molecular function: monooxygenase activity; heme binding; oxidoreductase activity, acting on paired donors, with incorporation or reduction of molecular oxygen. The transcript is spliced from 2 exons. Bases 1 to 1530 code for a protein of 509 amino acids.
AUGGAGCCCGUAACCGUGGUGCUCUGUGGGUUCAUAUUUGUUGUGUCGAUUGUGUAUUUGUUUGUGCGCAGCAAGCAUAACUACUGGAAGGAUCAAGGCGUUCCGUUUGCUCCGAAUCCACACUUUUUUUACGGACACGUUAAAGGCCAAUCCCAAACUCGCCAUGGUGCUGACAUUAACCAGGAGUUGUACAAGCACUUCAAGCAGCGCGAGUUGCCUUACGGUGGCGUAAGCCUUUUUGUCAUGCCUUCGUUGAUCGUGGUCGAUCCGGAGCUGAUCAAGACGAUCCUGGUGAAGGAUUUCAACGUGUUUCAUGACCGUGGCGUAUUCCACAACCCCAAAGACGACCCGUUCACGGGAAAUUUGUUCGGUUUGGAGGGCAAUCCAUGGCGAGUUCUACGUCAAAAGCUCACACCGACGUUCACGUCCGGUCGAAUGAAGCAAAUGUUUGGCACAAUCUGGGACGUGGCGUUGGAGCUGGAAAAGUUUAUGGAGGAAAACUACAACCAACCAGAGAUUGAAAUGAAGGACGUGCUAGGACGCUUCACAACUGACGUGAUCGGGACGUGUGCAUUCGGAAUCGAGUGUAAUACGCUGAAAACGCCAAACUCGGAGUUCCGCAAGUACGGGAAUAAGGCGUUCGAGCUGGAUCCCGUUACUUUGACGAAGUUUUUCUUCGCUUCGUCGUAUCCACGCCUUGCUCGGAAGCUCGGUGUGAGAACUACCCAACGAGAUGUUGAGGACUUUUUUAUGGGCAUUGUGCGCGAAACUGUUGACUACCGUGAAAUGAACAAUGUGCAACGAAACGAUUUCAUGAACCUGCUGAUACAGAUCAAGAACAACGGCCGUUUGGAGGAUCACGCUGGCAGUGUAGGAAAGGGCGAAGUUGGACUGACGCACAACGAGCUCGCGGCGCAGGUGUUCAUAUUUUUCCUGGCCGGUUUCGAGACAUCCUCGACCACGCUGAGCUUCUGUCUGUACGAGUUAGCAAAGAGCCCGGACAUUCAGGACCGUUUGCGGGACGAGAUCAAUCGGGCGAUCGAUGAAAACGGCGGUGAAGUGACGUACGACGUCGCCAUGAACAUACAGUACUUGGAUAACGUAAUCAAUGAAACACUUCGCAAGUACCCGCCGGUCGAGACGCUAACACGCAAGCCGGAGCAGGAUUACGUUAUCCCUGGCACGAAACACGUCAUACCGGAGGGAACGAUCGUUCAGAUUCCGAUCUACGCCAUCCAGCGCGAUCCCGAUCAUUAUCCCGACCCAGAUCGAUUCGAUCCUGAUCGCUUUAAUCCUGAGGAGGUGAAGAAACGUCAUCCCUACGUGUUUAUGCCCUUCGGCGAGGGUCCUCGAAUUUGCAUCGGUUUGCGAUUCGGAGUGAUGCAGACCAAGGUGGGCUUGAUAAGUCUGCUGCGCAAGUUCCGAUUCUCGCCAUCCGCCCAAACACCCGAGCAGGUAGUGUUUGACCCAAAGAUGUUCACGUUGUCGCCUGUGGGUGGCAAUUACCUGAAGGUAGAGAGGGUCGUCUGA